CCGGUUGUCCGACGUCACACCCUCUGACCCUCCCACCUGCAACUCAGCUGCUGGCGCCAUCGCUGCUAAUUACGAAUUGGGGGGCUUAUACAUAUACGGAAGACAGUCACCCAAAAAAAUAUUUAAUAACGAACCACCAUCUCAAGUCUUCUAUCCCUUUCUUCAGUUUACGUUUACGUAAAUCAGAUAUACCUACUUCUUAUUCAACUUCUCAUUGAGGAUUUAAACUCUGUUGAAAAUGAGAGCAUACUUGUACGAUAACGCUCCUGGCGACCAGCGACUGCCGCACGACUCGGGUAAAGAUGUAGAUGUUGCAGCCUUGGAGAAGUUGGGCGUGCUAUACUUCCGGUACCCACAGGUGUCGGCCGUCGACGAGCUGGCAAGCAAGCGCGGGUACAAGAACCGUGACGAAAUCACAGUUUCCCCUGAGAAGAUGGGCGAUAUAUAUGAGGAGAAAGUCAAGUCCUUCUUCCACGAGCACCUGCACGAAGAUGAGGAGAUUAGAUACAUCCGCGACGGUCAGGGGUACUUCGAUGUGCGAAGUAAGGGCGACGAGUGGGUGCGCAUUCAGCUUGAGAAGGACGACUUGAUCAUCCUGCCUCCGGGUAUCUACCACAGGUUCACCACUGAUGAGAAUAACUACAUCCAAGCCAUGCGCCUUUUCAAGGACGAACCCAAGUGGACGCCGCUGAACAGGUCCGGCGAGCUAGAUGAGAACCAGUUCCGCAAGGAGUACGUCUCCCAGUACCUGAACUAGGUUAGGUGAUGGUGAUGCAAAGGGUUACGAAGUUACGCGUUCUACGGGUGAUCGAGCGGAUGUGGCAGUAGCAAUACUCGAGUCUUGGGCGUGCCGGUUCUUUUGUCGAUAGAAGAUCCCUUUAACGAUAGUUAUCACGAAUUUAAAAAAAAAAUGAGUUCUGAUCUGAGAAUCUCGUAUUAAAAAAAAACUUGGAAAUUUUCUAAAAUAUUGCGAUAUACUCUCAUAUUAUCUUGGGGAUGGAGUAUCACAAGGAACUAUUUUUAUGAAAUUCUCAAAAUAGCACAAGCUUUACGUAUGUAUGUAGUUCAAUAGUCUCGGCAAUGACAUUGCGGGGAUUAUUAUUAUUAUUAUUAUUAAAUAGGUAGUUAUACCCCAGCUGGAACC
Molecule: messenger RNA, 1144 nt
Organism: Daldinia vernicosa
Lineage: Eukaryota; Fungi; Ascomycota; Sordariomycetes; Xylariales; Hypoxylaceae
Product: Acireductone dioxygenase
Exons: 3
Coding region: 239-757 (172 amino acids)
Molecular function (GO): acireductone dioxygenase [iron(II)-requiring] activity
Source: RefSeq, a predicted model, not a curated record